Molecule: messenger RNA, 2131 nt
Organism: Pungitius pungitius (ninespine stickleback)
Lineage: Eukaryota; Metazoa; Chordata; Actinopteri; Perciformes; Gasterosteidae
Gene: rragcb
Product: Ras-related GTP binding Cb
Exons: 7
Coding region: 335-1468 (377 amino acids)
Biological process (GO): cellular response to starvation; negative regulation of autophagy
Cellular component (GO): lysosome; nucleus; Gtr1-Gtr2 GTPase complex
Molecular function (GO): GTP binding; GTPase activity
Source: RefSeq, a predicted model, not a curated record
AGGAGAAAAUGCCUCGCUUGUGAAUCGCCUUGUUUUAGUAACGUUAAUCAUGUCUUUUUUCUAUCCUCAAUUAAUUAACGUUAUAUCUUUUCCGAUAUUGUGGUUUUAACCUUUCGGUAACUUUUAUAUCCAUUGCCGUGGGUAGACAUUCUGGUCUGACGUGUUAUUUUAAAGUAUAAAAACCGCGGUUGCAGCUGCUGGCUAAUCGGCUAGCCAUGCUAGCUUGUUGUGAAAAUCAACAACAUUCCUGGAGGCUUUUUGUAGCCACUUAGAGAAGAGAACGAGACAAAAACAACGGUAGGCAGACACAACAGGCGUGUCGGUAACGAAAAGGAUGUCCAUUCAAUACGAGGAGCCUGCGUUAACGGGGAGUUACGAUGCGGUGGGGUCAUUUCCUAAAAGUUUUGGCUACGGGGUGGAGGAGACCGACAUGGAGGAGAGCUCCGCUUCAGCUGACAAACCGAGGAUACUGCUGAUGGGUCUGAGGCGCAGCGGCAAGUCUUCUAUUCAGAAGGUUGUUUUCCACAAGAUGUCACCCAAUGAAACGUUGUUUCUUGAGAGCACCAACAAAAUCUACAAGGACGACAUCUCCAGCACCUCCUUCGUCAACUUUCAGAUCUGGGACUUUCCCGGCCAGGUGGACUUCUUCGACCCCUCCUUUGACAGUGAGAUGAUCUUCAACGGGACCGGCGCUUUGAUCUUUGUCAUCGAUGCUCAGGAUGACUACGUCGAGGCCCUCGGGCGGUUACAUCUCACCAUAUCCAGAGCCUACAAAGUGAAUCCAGACAUCAACUUUGAGGUGUUCAUCCAUAAAGUAGACGGCCUGUCAGACGACCACAAAAUAGAGACACAAAGAGACAUUCAUCAGAGGGCCAACGAUGAUCUGGCAGACGCCAGCCUGGAGAAGCUUCACCUCAGCUUCUACCUAACCAGCAUCUACGACCACUCCAUAUUUGAGGCCUUCAGUAAAGUCGUCCAGAAGCUCCUCCCUCAGUUACCGACGUUGGAGAACCUUUUGAACAUUUUCAUAUCGCACUCUGGGAUCGAGAAAGCCUUCCUGUUUGAUGUUGUUAGCAAGAUUUACAUCGCCACAGACAGCUCUCCUGUGGACAUGCAGUCCUACGAACUCUGCUGUGAUAUGAUCGACGUUGUCAUCGAUGUCUCCUGCAUUUACGGGCUGAUGGAGGACGGCAGCGGCUGUGCCUACGACAGCGGGUCCAUGGCUAUCAUCAAGCUCAACAACACCACGGUGCUUUAUUUGAAAGAGGUCACAAAGUUCCUCGCUCUCGUCUGCAUCCUCAGAGAAGAGAGCUUUGAGAGGAAAGGUUUGAUAGAGUACAACUUCCAUUGUUUCCGGAAAGCCAUCCACGAGGUGUUUGAAGUUGGCGCCCCGCCUCAAGACGUGCGCUCCUCCAGAACCCACCUGAUGGGCCUGAAGUUCGGGGCGGUGAACGGCAGCGCCGUCUAAGAGGCAGCAAGCGGACCCUGAGAGCAGCGAGGCCACAUAAAGGCACACGUUGCCUUACUGCGUGCAGCUGAAGGUGAUUCACUUGAUGGACUGAGCAGGCUAUUUGUUCUUCUUUCUGCACAUUUAUUGCUACUGGCCAGUUACUUCUGUGUAUUUACGUCAAGUUAAAGCACAAAACAAAAAGCUCCAGCUAAAUGUCCACAAACUUCAAUUAACAGUAUGAACUUCUUACAUGUCCCUGCUCAUAUAACUUUUAAGGUUUGGCUUUUGUAAGUGGAUCUAAUAGCCACUAUUAGAUUACAUGAUGUUUUUCUGUUGAUAAUGAAUCAUUUGACCAGCAGCUGGAGCUCUGCUCAGCAUCCCUGUCAGACCAGUACUGUGCCAGUUAUACCGUUGGAGUCCUGGUUUAUUACCAGCAUGUUGGCCCUCAUGGAGCCUGCAAAUAACCAUCUGCCACAUCUGAUGAGCCCCGAAUUCUUGUACAUUGUUAUGAACGUUUUGACCAGCUUUACUCCACGGGGAUUCAGAUUGUUGUCUUUAGUUUUGCUUUUUGAUGCAAGCGAUUGCUAAUAUUUCAGAGAUUUGUAAUUAAUGUAAAUCAUUUUUUGAUAAACUAUGUCUACUAUUUUUCUGAGUCAAACUUAUAAACACUUUUGCUCAUAA